Molecule: messenger RNA, 918 nt
Organism: Mycena indigotica
Lineage: Eukaryota; Fungi; Basidiomycota; Agaricomycetes; Agaricales; Mycenaceae
Exons: 4
Coding region: 1-918 (305 amino acids)
Source: RefSeq, a predicted model, not a curated record
AUGACCCUCUCUCGUUCCGCCCGCACCCGCACGCUCGCUACCGCCAGUCUCCUCCCGCUGAUCCUCGCCCAGUUCCACUCAUUUUACACCGAACACGCACCUGACCCCAAUGUCUACACCCCCCACCCCCACUUCCUCGUGCUGCUAUUCGCGAUCCAGCUCGCCCAGCAGUGUUAUUGGCUGUACCAGAUGUUCUACCCGCCAGACGGGCGUGCUAACAGACGACGAUUCGGCGAAGAAGAAUCGCAGCCCUUGGAUGGCCAUCCAAGAAAUACCACGCAAGACAUCGACGACAACACCGAGCCGACACAAAUGGCGUACGCGCCAGUCUACGCGCUCUGUAAUGUCUUCUUCGUGAUUGCCUCACUCACCUGGACGCUUUACUUCCUCAUCUCGCAUCUUUUCGUCUUCCUUGCCGCCGCUGCCCAGCUCUACGCCGUCUUCGGCCUUCUCGGGCCCGAUGGCAAAUACUCACCGACCCGGCGGAACCACCUCACCCACCUCGUCGCAAAAACCAACGCCGGGUUUUCAAUAGUGUACUUGGCACGGUCUUGGGGCGCGCUCGGUAUCGGGGCAUCCCGGCCAGUCUUUCAGCAACAGGCCUUCCUCGCAGUUGCCUUGCUGAUCAUGACACUAACCGCUGGACCGGACCCCACGAUCGGGCUCAGUCUGGUCCUCGAUCUCGCAGCGCUGGCGGCAGGGAGUGCCAUUGAAGAAUGGCGCAUCGCAUUUGCUGCCAUCAUCGGUGUGCUCUUCGUGGUGGUCCUCUCUGACUCGGCACUCGCAUGGAAAAACGGCCGGCUACACCCUGCGCCAGAGCUCAUCACGGACAUCGACGCUUACCACGACUCGGAGCAAAUUUACUUGUCGGACAUCCGAACACCAACGGAGGACAGCUUUCCAACAGAGCAAGUCUAG